Thamnophis elegans (Western terrestrial garter snake) is the source of this 1686-nucleotide messenger RNA. RefSeq names its product RAB27B, member RAS oncogene family (gene RAB27B). The coding region runs from base 200 to 853 and encodes 217 amino acids. Gene Ontology annotation, cellular component: secretory granule; melanosome. Gene Ontology annotation, biological process: melanosome transport; positive regulation of exocytosis. Gene Ontology annotation, molecular function: GTPase activity; GTP binding. The record is from RefSeq and is a predicted model, not a curated record. Lineage: Eukaryota; Metazoa; Chordata; Lepidosauria; Squamata; Natricidae. The transcript has 6 exons.
CUUUUUUCGGCACUCGAAGCCGCCCGAGUCUCCCCGGUGUCUUUCUUCGCUCGCUUUCUUUUCCCUCCCUUCCUUUCUAACCGCCUAUCCCCGCUUCCAAAAAGGUGGCCGGGAAAGGCGGAAGGGAAGAACUUGGCAAACGGGCAUCCGAGCCAAAGAAGGACAAGGCUUCCCACGCCGGUUCAUCAAGGUCAGCACUAUGACUGAUGGGGACUAUGACUAUUUGAUCAAACUCCUGGCCCUCGGGGAUUCUGGGGUUGGAAAGACUACUUUGCUUUACAGAUACACAGACAACAAGUUCAACCCAAAGUUCAUCACGACAGUAGGCAUCGACUUUCGAGAAAAGCGUGUGGUGUACAACAGCCAGGGGUCAAGUGGUUCUUCUGGAAAAGCCUUUAAGGUCCAUCUGCAGCUAUGGGACACAGCUGGGCAAGAGAGAUUCAGAAGUCUCACCACAGCCUUUUUCAGAGAUGCCAUGGGCUUCUUGCUAAUGUUUGAUCUCACCAGUCAACAGAGCUUCUUGAAUGUCAGAAACUGGAUGAGUCAGUUGCAAGCAAAUGCUUAUUGUGAAAACCCCGACAUUGUAUUAAUUGGAAAUAAAGCUGACCUUGAUCAGAGGGAGGUCAAUGAAAGACAAGCAAAAGAACUUGCAGACAAAUAUGGCAUCCCAUACUUUGAAACAAGUGCAGCGACUGGACAAAAUGUGGACAAAGCCGUGGAGACACUCUUGGACUUAAUAAUGAAACGAAUGGAACAGUGUGUUGACAAGUCUCAGCUCUCUGACACAGCCAAUGGUGGGAGUUCAGGAAAACUGGUGUCGCCCAAAUCUGAUGAGAAGAAAUGUGCUUGUUGACUUGGCCAUUCAGGUUGAAGAAAAGGAAUGAGAAAUCAGAAUGACCAAAUGCUAAAUUCAACCUGGAACUCCAUGGACCAAAUGAGACUGCUGUUGUUGUCUUAAGCAAGCCUGAUUUUGUUUUUUCCAAUGCUGAGAAAUCAUGCUUCUGCAUUCAAACAGGUGUAAACCAUCUUCAUAGAAAAUCCAGAGGCUCUUUUCUUCUUCAUACAAUAGGCAAGUAAAUACAGAAAAAAAUAUCUGCUUUGGGGAGAGGACCAUUGAAAUGUUAGGAGACACCUUUACAAUAAAACAAAGGGUUGUCUUUGUUGGCCUGAGCCAUCAUUUCUCAUCUCUUUGCCCUCUAUUAUGACAUACAUUGUAUGUUUGCUAAACAGGUGAUGAAAAAACAUCCCAAAGAAUAUGUGGUGUGACUCAUUGUAAACGUCUUUAUGGUUUUGAAUACCAAAAAGUUCACUGUUGUUUCAUUCAGUUGACCAUUCUCGUAAGGCGAGAUCUGAUUAAAAUUGCAAUGUAGUCAUUAGGUGGCAUUGGAGAUAGAGGUGGACUGUAGAAAGAAGAUGUCCAUACAAUAUAGUAGCGUGUUGGAAAAUCACAAGGUUUGCUCAAAGCUGAAAAGUACCAUGUGCCUUGAAAUACUUGGCCAAGUAUUUCAUUGGUGACUCAGAGAGUGAUAUUCCAAUGGAAUCCCCAUUCAUUAAGAGGUAGUAUGUAUUUAUUAAGUUCUAUAUGAUAGUUAACAUUUCUAAUUAAUUCUAAUGCUCUAAUUAACACAAUAUAUGUAUGUAUGUAUGUAUGUAUGUAUGUAUAUAUGUAUAUGUAUAAUAUAUAUA